AUUCUGUCUGUUUCUUUGUUACACUCUGUGAAAUACUGCAUUCAUUAUAUUAAACUAAUCAGUACAAAAACUGCGAGCAGAUAUAACAGCCAUCCCUGAUGAAGGUCGGCGAAAAGGGAGAAUAUACCAAGUAGUCCACCACAUUCGACAUGGGGGAUGCUAAGAUGUGGACGAAUGUGCUGCAGUUGCUACAAGAGAAAACGAAUGAGUUGAAAAAUCAGUCAAAGAGACGGUACCGAAAACCAGAACCACCAAAACUCGUCCUUUCUAUCAUUGGCGAUUCGAAAAGCUUUGUACCUAAACCAUGGAUAACAUCUGUAUUCAAACAAGGACUCAUAGAAACUGCAAAAGGCGCAAAAGAUUGUUUGAUUCUCUACAAGGGUUCAUCGGAAAAGGUUAGCUCGAUCGUGAGAGAAGCAGUUGAAGAUUUUGAUAAAUUGCAAUCAGAAGGUGAUGAUGUGUUUAUAAGUCUAGUUGGAAUUCUACCGGAAGAAAACAGGUGUAAACCCAGCAUCCACCUCCAUGACGGAAACGAACAUCAUUACGGAUGGGACUAUUGGAAACAGAAGCAAAGUGACUGUCUGCUGGGAGAAAUAUAUAAUAUUUGGAUGGGGAAAAAUAAGUCAUAUGCUGAGUUUCAUGCUUCCGUUCUGAAAGGAAUAGUCCAAAACAAAAUAUCUUUCAUGACCUUAGAAGACAAGCCGUUGCAGUGGAAUGUUCCAGUUCUAACAAUAGUGGCAGAAGGUGACUUAGAUACAAUAGAAGCUGUUAAUCAAGUUCUGAAGCAAAACUUGCCUAUACUGAUUAUUAAAGGUUCGGGAAAAGCAGCUGAUUUUAUUGCUGAAUUCAUUGAGAAUGAUACCAUUGAUAUAUCUGAUUAUAUCAAGGACAAAACGCCACUGUUAUUUGGUAUUUCUUCCCAUGACCUUAUGAAAACAGAAUUUCACAGCAAAUGUUCUGGUUCGCAUAAGCAUCAGCAAAAUGACCUUGAGUCAAAUAUAACAGCGAUAAAACAAAACAAAUGCUUGAUAACGAUUAUUGAUAUAAACAGACAAACACAUCCGAAUGAAUUUACAGAUGCGGUUACAAGGGCUAUCAUUAGUGGUUGGUCCAGAAACAAAUCAGAAGACGACAACCAGAGAUUAAGCCGCUUAGAUAAAGACAGAGUUAAACGAGUACAAAGCUAUUACAGUGCUCCUGUUGAUCAGGAACAAUGUUCGUUACCGAAGAAGGAAGACAGAGUUCACCCAACAGCUGUUAGUGUAAAUGCAAUUAGCGGACCAUUUGGAAAUGAUAAUCGGAAAUUUAUGGACUCCUAUAAGGAAAUACUGACUCCAUCCUCUUUACCACUGUAUUAUUACAUUGCAUACCAGUUUAUACAGGAAAUGCAAGGGGAGAAAAGGGUUAUAAUAGAGAAUUUCAAUAUGCUGUUGAAAGAAGCAAUUGUAGCUGACAGAGAUGACUAUGUGUCGGUACUAUUAGAAGAGGGUGUCCAUUUUGAUGAUAAAUACUUUCCAGCUAUUUAUAAGGAAACACUUCAAUCUCAAAGAAAAGCAAAGACGGCUCUUCAAAAUGUUUUAAAGUGGGGUUCCUCGCCGUUUAUUCAGAAGUUUAAAGAGUUUUGCUUUCCUACGAAAGAGAAAAAGAAGGACAAACAAGUUUAUCAACACACAUGUACUGAAGUGUGUAUGAUCGCAGGUCGACAGAUUUGUCAGGCUUUGUUGGGGUAUCCUAGUGAUAACUCUCUAAAGAGGGACGAAAAAUGGUCCGCAUAUCAAGAUCUUCUUAUAUGGGCAAUUUUUGUAAACAGGCCAAAACUAGCUACCAUAUUCUGGAUGAAAUGCGAUCAACCGCUAUUGUGUGCGUUAUUGGCCAGCAGUGUGUACAAAAGAAUGGCAGGCAGUGCUAAUGACCAGGCAAUAAAGGCUGAUAUGAUUGCUCAGUCUAGUCUCUUUGCAGAUAGAGCAUUAGAUUUGCAAUCAAAACUGUAUGACGAUGACGCUGAGCUUGCAAUGGAUUUAGUUAUCACAGAGCAAACCGUUUGGGAUAUAACUUCAAGUCCAAUGCAAUGUGCUUAUGAACAUGAUAUGCUGGACGUUCUUGCUCAAACAUGUCCUCAACGACGUUUAAAUAAAAUAUGGUAUAUCGGAAUAAGUUCUAGUCUUGGAGGAUUUUGGAAGAAAGGCUGCUUCAAAGCUUUGUGCUGCAACAAAAGUUCAUCGUUUGAAGAAAGACCAAAGAUUUUUGUCGCUCCUCUUACCAGGUUUUUGUUACAUUACGUAUUCUUCUUUGGUGCUUUGGUGAGUUACAGUGCCUUCCUGUUACAAAUGGAUGUAUUUCAAGGAAUAGUCUCAAUUGGUUUCUACGAGAAAAUUAUUUAUCUGUAUCUAGUUGGAGAAAUUCUCGAGGAGUACAGGAAUGCGUUUAAGAAAGAGGCUAGUAUUGUAACAAAGAUGAGUAGAUCUACACACGAAAACACAUUACGUCAUUCCCGAUGGUAUAGAUUGAAGAAAUAUUUAUUUAAUUUCUGGAACAUCCUCGAUGUUAUUUCAUAUACGCUGACUAUCUUGGCUUUACUUGUUCGUUGGUUCCUGCCAACAAAAUCAAACAAGACUUCCAGGCGUUUUUUCAGCAUGAGUCUUUUUGCGAUGUACAUGAGAUUUCUUCAUGUCCUGUUAAUGUCGAGGUUCCUUGGGCCAAAAAUCAUCAUGAUCAAAGAAAUGUUAAAGGACCUCUUUCGAUUCAUUGGAAUAUUAUUUGUAUUUAUGAUUGGUGUUGGAGUACUGUAUCAUGCAAACAUGUACCCAGCACACCGAGAUAUGUGGAGUGCAGUCGAUUGGAAAUACUGGAGAAUAUGGAAAAUCAUUUAUAUUCCAUACUUUCAGAUAUAUGCCGAAACAUAUUUGGAGAAGUUUGAGGAAAAUAGUACUACGCCAUGUACCACAAUACAGAGCGAAUGGGAAAGUAAUCCUGACAUGGAUCGGUGUAAUGAGUAUGAUUGGAUACUCCCUGUGAUUACUGCUUUGUAUAUGCUCAUGUCAAACCUCCUCCUUGUCAAUCUUCUGAUAGCAGUGUUCAGCUAUCGAUUUGGACUGGUACAGGAAAAGUCCGAGAAAUGGUGGCGAUACAUGAGAUAUGAAGUCAUUAUGGAUUAUCGCACUAGAAUACCUGCUCCCCUUAAUCUUGUGAUCAGACCAAUAUACAUCGCAUACAGGUGCAUAAUGUGCUUUAAGAAUCAAGUAAAGAAGGACAAAGAACAAGAAGAAAAAACUGUCUGUUAUAAAAGAGAUAUAGAUAAGAUCAACACUCUUCAGUCUUUAAACGCAAUUAAAUGUGUUCACAAUUUUUGAGAUAGCAAAUAGAUGAAAAGAUCAUUGUUUUGUUGUAUAUAUGGAAGACAGAUGGAAUAUACAAAGAAAGAAAGAUAGGAGACAGAUCAUUGUUGUAGCGUUCCUAAAGCUUUUAGUAACGGCGAAUUACUUUUUCAUGAUUCAUUUGUACAUCUCUUCUGCACAUUUCAUCUUCAAAUUGCUCUAAUCUCUUUCCCAGAUAUUUUUCUUAGAAGUAUUCCUUAAGGAAAAAGCUAAAAUUAAUACUAACAAAAGUAAAACAGAAAGUUACUUGAAAUUGACAAUAUUAGAUCACUGUUCGUCUUUCAUCAAUGAGUAAAAUUUAUAUCGCAUAGACAGUUAUGAAUUCCCCGAAAUGAUAAAUGUAAACCACUUCAGACAAAAACCUAAACGCCGUACUCAAAAUACAAAAAAGUAGGAAUUGGAUUGGAAUUAUCAGUGAACUAGAAAAUAUCGUUGAACAAUGUAAAGACAGAUAUUACGAUAUCUAUUAGCUAAAAACGAGUGCUAAAGUUUAAUUGAUAUGAAACUGAAAAAUUGUUAUAUGUAUGGGUUAGUUCCCUUAUCCAUUGUUAUGUAUUCCUUGGUGGUUUUUAAUUGCUUGUAGAUAUUUCAGUAUUAAUGUUCCAUAUCUCUCUUCAUUUUCAAAUAUCGUAUACAAAUGACAGUUUUCUUUUUUUCUUUUUAUCUGCUUUAUGCUUGCAUAUUACAUCUUAAUUAUUUAUGUUGGCAAUUUAGAAUAAUAAUGUUUUUGUCCAAAUAACUUCACAUUCUCUGCAUAUAAAAUGUCGUUUUGAACCUUCCUGAUGAAGGUAAAUGCAGAAAAAUGUUCAAAAGACUAUCUUGUAUACAGUGUUAUCAUUUUCAUAAAAACCAUUUCCCCAACAAUCAUCCCCCAGAGCGAACAAAUAGAGGCACUCAUGAUAGCUAAGGUGACCUUAUCUGUUGAAUACGAAUUUAAAGGGAAAUUGUGUAUUGUUUGCACGUUAUAUGUAGCCAUUUGUCAUGUUUAUAUUUCUCAUCAUUAAAACUUUUGCUUGUC
This is a messenger RNA of Mytilus trossulus (common blue mussel), 4392 nucleotides long. Its product is annotated as transient receptor potential cation channel subfamily M member 2-like. The record is from RefSeq and is a predicted model, not a curated record. Lineage: Eukaryota; Metazoa; Mollusca; Bivalvia; Mytilida; Mytilidae. The transcript has 21 exons. Bases 150 to 3350 code for a protein of 1066 amino acids. Gene Ontology annotation, biological process: calcium ion transmembrane transport. Gene Ontology annotation, molecular function: ligand-gated calcium channel activity. Gene Ontology annotation, cellular component: plasma membrane.